Colletotrichum acutatum is the source of this 558-nucleotide messenger RNA. RefSeq lists its product as uncharacterized. The record is from RefSeq and is a predicted model, not a curated record. The transcript is spliced from 2 exons. Lineage: Eukaryota; Fungi; Ascomycota; Sordariomycetes; Glomerellales; Glomerellaceae. The coding region runs from base 97 to 336 and encodes 79 amino acids.
GCCAGCCCCUUACCAACCCAUGGCCUCACCACGCAAAAGAUCCUCGGCGCCCACAGCCCCAAACAGAACAGAUGGAGAUGGGCCUUCGCGGCGGUGAUGAUGGUCGCGGACCUUGUCCCGGACGCUUCUGCUUUAUCAUCCCCUGCCCUAUUCCUUGCAAUUUCUGUAUUUUCCCUUGCCCUUGCUAAGGCGAGGAGUGAAGCAAUGUUCUUGUUUGUGUUUUGCUGUUCUAAGAAGGUGGACUCUUUUAUUUUCAUUUUUGGCCAAAGGGGCACAGUUCUAAGUGGAGAACCGAAAUGUCGAGCAAUAGAGCCGGAAAUUCAGCCCAACAGAUGAUGCUUACUUGCUCGGGGUGAUGCUACGCCGCACAAGGGGCAACUUGUUGAUAAAGGGACCUUGUUAAUACCAAGGUACAUUUCUUCAAAAUUCAGUCGGUUCCUUUCGAUUCAUGCAGCGCGUCUCACCUGUGCGCCAUUGCGCUUUCGGCGAUCUUUUCCCAACGCCAGCAUUUUCAGUCUCUCAAUGAAUUCCUCAUGUGCCAACGACAGGUCCCUGGGU